AUGUCAUUUCCCAAGUUUUUUGGUUUUAUAUUAAUCACUCUAGGACUAAGCCACGCUGAGGACUUGCACACAAGUGCGCCAUUGAUAAACGAUGGUUUAAAGGGGAAUUGCUCUUGUGGUGGUUUCCCUACAUCCACGCCAGAAGCAAAUACGGAACCUCUUAUAUCCCAAUCUCCGGGAUUAGUAGUCAAUUGCGACGAAGAAGGCAGCUCCAAAUGUAAAGUCUUGUGUAAUGCCCUAGCUACCGCUGCGAAGGCUAAGGGACCGGAAAUACUGUGCAACAGGCUGAAGAAUGCUGAUGAACUUAAACUGUCAGCAUUCUUUAAAAUCUGCGAGAAGCCUUGGGUAUACGCCGAUAUGACGGCGGACGAGAAUCUAUGCUGUCAAGAUGCUGAAGUGAAGACCUGCGCAUCAGCAGACCACUUAACCACCAUGUCAAACAAAGAAUAA
Pieris macdunnoughi is the source of this 450-nucleotide messenger RNA. The record is from the annotation of a GenBank genome assembly. Lineage: Eukaryota; Metazoa; Arthropoda; Insecta; Lepidoptera; Pieridae.